Sparassis crispa is the source of this 312-nucleotide messenger RNA. RefSeq lists its product as hypothetical. The record is from RefSeq and is a predicted model, not a curated record. Bases 1 to 312 code for a protein of 103 amino acids. The transcript has a single exon. NCBI's taxonomy places the organism in Eukaryota, Fungi, Basidiomycota, Agaricomycetes, Polyporales, Sparassidaceae.
AUGCCAAGUGACGCUCGGAGGACGCAUCUGAGGCCCUCUAGUCCGGCAGCAUCCCCCCAGCAUUCAUCCGGGCCCGCUGGCGGUACGGUCAAGGUCGGCCGGCGCGUAUCGCAGUGCCAUGGGAUGCUGCUUCGACUUCCUGGAGGUUCUUCGGAGGUCCAGGCAGAGCUUAUGUGGUACGGCAGCCAGGGAGAAGUGGAAUGUGCCCGCGCGCGCCUCGAGGGCGAUACAUUGGCGCAAAGUGCAAAAUCACGCAGGCACCGUAUGACCAGUCGACCACAUACAUGUGUUUCCUACGAGAAGGAUGAAUGA